AUGGCUUAUCCGGGGAAUAGGGAGGAUAACAGUACUUCGCCUCUCCUGGCCGAUCGGGAGAGGCAGUCUGGAGAGAUUUGGGACGAUGCCGAUGCUGUGGCCAAACAGGCAGAAAAAGAAGGAGAGCCCAAAAGCAGCUGGUAUUUGUUCUUGUUAGCACUUAGCAUCGGAGGAUUGCAGAUAGUAUGGUCGGUUGAAUUAUCAAAUGGAUCGCCGUAUUUACUUUCCCUUGGAAUGAACAAGUCUUUACUCGCAUUUGUGUGGAUUGCGGGUCCUCUGACUGGGACUUUGGUACAGCCCUACAUAGGCAUCAGAAGUGACAACUGCCGCAUUAGCUGGGGGAAACGAAAACCGUUUAUGAUAGGAGGCGGUAUUGCUACUGUUUUCUCAUUGCUGGCGCUGGCCUGGGUAAGGGAGAUAGUAGGUGGAAUCUUAUCGCUCUUUGGGGCAUCUCCCGAGUCUUCUGGGGUGAGAGUAACCAUCAUCGUGGUGGCGACUCUGCUGAUGUACUGCCUUGAUUUUGCUAUCAAUACUGUACAAGCGGCAAUUCGGGCUUUCAUAGUUGAUAAUGCCCCUGCACACCAACAAGAAGCUGCAAAUGCAUGGGCAAGCAGGCUUACAGGCAUUGGAAAUAUUAUAGGUUACAUAUCAGGCUAUCUGAAACUUCCCAAGAUAUUUCCUUUCUUCGGGGAUACUCAGUUCAAAGUCCUAUGCGUGAUUGCAUCCAUGUGCCUGGGGCUUACCCUCUUGACCAGCUGCUCAUACAUCACCGAGCGUGAUCCACGGCUUGAAGGCCCACCAAAAUCAGAGAACCCGGGCGUUGUUGCAUUUUUCACGCAAGUGUUCAAGUCGAUACGAAGGCUACCUCCUCGGAUUCGAAAGGUCUGUGAGGUCCAGCUCUGUGCAUGGAUUGGCUGGUUCCCAUUCCUAUUCUAUUCGACGACAUAUAUCGGACAGCUCUACGUCAACCCCAUUUUUGACAAGCAUCCAAAUUUGACCAAGGAGGAGAUAGACGCUGCUUGGGAGAAAGCGACUAGAAUAGGCACUUUGGCGCUUUUGAUAUAUGCCAUUACCUCGUUUAUAGGAAGUAUUGUCCUGCCCCUGUUGAUUGUCCCAGGUUAUCGACCUGCUGUUGAAUCGGAAGCGAGCUCUCCGCCCGCGAACCGGCCGUAUUUGAGCACUCGACCGUCGACAUCCACCCUCUCCUUCACUGCAUCAGCUGGUGCUGCUAUCGAACCGACCGCCAUCAACCCAAUCCAUGAUCCCAGCAGGCAGGGCGAACGAGGGGGAGGGAGGUGGUCAUCCAUCUUUUCCAGGCUUCAGGUCCCCGGCCUAACUCUGCGCAAGCUCUGGCUCAUCUCGCAUAUUCUAUUCGCACUAUGCAUGUUUAGCACCAUAUUCGUGUCGUCUCCUGCAGCUGGGACUGCGGUGAUUGCAACAGUUGGUCUAUCUUGGGCCCUCACCCUCUGGGCUCCCUUCGCACUUAUCUCCGCUGAGGUCGCACAGCGCGAUGCCGAACACAGACGGCAAAGACAUUCCCUCCGUCCUCGGACAGCUUCAGAUCCCACUCCUAUUGGCUCUCAUCCACGCCCUUUGCAAUCCGAUGUUGGAACCCAUGAAAGAGACUCUGAGGAAAACCCCCGUGCUAGCGUGGUUGACCAUGAUGCAGGAGAUAAAGAUGAAACAGUUGACCAGGCGGGGGUUAUCCUGGGAAUCCAUAAUGUCUCGAUUUCGUGCCCGCAGAUCGUAUCGACCCUGAUCAGCAGUGUUAUUUUCAAAGCCCUCCAGAAACCGCGGGGAGAGCCCUGGGACGACAGUGUGGGAUGGGUGCUUCGGUUCGGCGGGUGCGCUGCCCUGGGAGCUGCAUGGUUCACUAGUAGAAUGGGUGACGGGGCCUCACCGGGCUUUGAAGAUGAAGAAGCCGUCUAG
Nannizzia gypsea CBS 118893 is the source of this 1929-nucleotide messenger RNA. RefSeq names its product general alpha-glucoside permease. Gene Ontology annotation, cellular component: membrane. Lineage: Eukaryota; Fungi; Ascomycota; Eurotiomycetes; Onygenales; Arthrodermataceae. The record is from RefSeq and is a predicted model, not a curated record. The transcript is spliced from 4 exons. Gene Ontology annotation, molecular function: sucrose:proton symporter activity. Bases 1 to 1929 code for a protein of 642 amino acids.